Molecule: messenger RNA, 3374 nt
Organism: Aplysia californica (California sea hare)
Lineage: Eukaryota; Metazoa; Mollusca; Gastropoda; Aplysiida; Aplysiidae
Product: histone chaperone asf1b-B
Exons: 4
Coding region: 412-1125 (237 amino acids)
Biological process (GO): nucleosome assembly; DNA replication-dependent chromatin assembly; nucleosome disassembly
Cellular component (GO): nucleus
Molecular function (GO): histone binding
Source: RefSeq, a predicted model, not a curated record
CCUGGUUGCCUAUAAAAACACCUGUUGUGAUUGCAAACGCAGUAGAAUCAUUUCAAUACAAUUUGGCUGGGAAACUCGGCCAGGCCUACUGACAUUAUUCCCGUUCCAAUUUUUUUUUGUCCCCAUCCGCGUCGCCAAGUUUAUUUUGCGCGGAACGGCGCCAGUGCCCAGUGUAGGAGGUGCCCAGUGGUAGCAAGCAAGCAAGAUUGGCGCGUUAUUCCGACUGCCUAAAACUAAAAAGUGGAGCUCGAACUCGGAGGAACUUACAACUAAACCAGAAACUCAGCCUCAGUUAUCUUCAUAGGCAUCUGGUAUUAGAGCUAAGCCUUCUUGGAGUAGUAUUUGUAGCCAGUUCUUUAUUCAUAAUCCCUGAAGUAGGCUGGAUUCGACAGCGGAGCUCUCUCAAGAAGAAUGGCACUUGUCAACAUUUGUGAUGUUACAGUGUUGAACAACCCCACGUCAUUCCUGAAGCCUUUUCAAUUCGAAAUAACAUUCGAAUGUCUGGAAGAUCUGCCAGAAGAUCUGGAGUGGAGAAUCAUCUAUGUGGGUUCAGCAGAAAGCAUGGACCAUGAUCAAGUACUGGACACUAUCCUUGUUGGACCUGUCCCAGGGGGGAAACACAUGUUUGUAUUUGAGGCUGAUCCUCCCGAUGUAAGAAAGAUCCCAGUUGACGAUGUGAUGGGAGUGACUGUCGUACUGCUCACCUGUUCUUACAAAAGCAAAGAAUUUAUCCGAGUUGGCUACUACGUGAACAAUGAAUACGAUGACCCAGAACUGAAGGAAAACCCUCCUACAGAAAUCCAUUAUGACAAACUUCAGAGGAACAUUCUUUCAUCAGAAGUGAGGGUCACCCGUUUCACCAUCCCAUGGCACGACACCAAAGAAGAGGCUGGGCAGGAAGAAAAAAUGGAAGAAGACGAGGCAUCCUGUGCAGAGGCUCAGGGUCCUUCAAAGUUACCAGAUGAAAUUGAAGCACGGAUAGCCCAGGACUUGGCAUAUGAAAGAGCAGAAAGAGAACGGAUGAUGUCAAAAGUUCCUCUUGCAGAUCCUGGAAAUAUUUACCCUCAUGGUGAUGUUCGAUAUAAUUAUAAUUCUGAGGAUUCAUCAAGUUUGUGUCUGCCGUAGUUGUUUUUGAGAAUGUCAGAUUGAGUUUGCUAAGGUUGAAAGGACAAGUGUGCUUGUUCUUGUGAGUGGAAGGAAAGAUGAAAGGAUGAUAAACAUAGUUACACUUUUGUGUCAAGAUUCCCAACCUGGUGAAAUGAAAUCACAUCUAAUGGAUAUGGCUUUUGUACUUUUUGUCACUGGGAUUCAUUGUAGAGGCUUGUGUUGCAAGUGCCGUUGGUGAAAACUAAAUCUAAAGAGGCUGGUGGGUUGUUUUGUUGGUGUGGGUUUUUUUUAAGAAUGUCUGUGUUGUAAGGCUGAGUGAGAGAUAAAGUAAAAAUUAUAAUUAAGAGCUUUUGGGCUGAGGAAGUCCUAACUUGACCAACGGGGAGAAAACUAGUGCCUAAUUCAGUAAUUGUUGUGUAAAAAAAAAAUUGUGAUCCAACUCGAAGGUUAUUCAAGAUUAGAUGAGGAUUCUUUCAAGCUGCAGUAGGUUAUUACUGUACCAAUACCAAUGUCAGAUAAGGUUUUGCGAAUUUUUAGUUUUAAAAAUUCUUCGACGCUCAGGUUCACCAUUCAUGCUAUUUGAAUACCGUGUGCGAAGUUUUUUUCUUGCAUACCUGAGUCUGUCAGCGGCAUUCUAUUGUCAAUAAUUGCUCUUCACGGCACUAUCCAUCCAGUGUCUCUCAGCUCAGUGUGUGUGUCUGCCUCUUCAAGUGCCGCGACCGCAGCUUGCACAGCAUGUGUGGUGAUGAAACAUUGUUUCAAAGAAAGAUGGGAUAAUGAGAUUGAGGGGGAUGGAGGUGACACAUGGCCAGCACAGCUCAUAUUAUUCAUUAUCUCUCAUUUCAUUGGUCGCUGCAGUUCCCCCACUCUGGACCUACCCUCCCAAUGUUCAAGCCUAACGGAUCCAGCGAGUGGUGGCAGGCUGAGGUGUGUGUGGGGUGGGGGGGGUCUUUCAAAACGCAACUGUAGGUACCCUAACCCGGCACAGCACACUGCGGUUCAAUGACAUCACAUCAACAUUCAUAUAUUAUAGCCUAAUGCUUUGAAUUUUGAAUGGGGAACCCAGUAUGCCAGCCUACGCAAAACUAUUUGUGGGCUUCAAAUCGAUCUUUUCUUUACUCGUAUAGACUUGCGCUUAGAAUUUUGAAUAGAGGGAGCUCUCAGGGUGUCAGCCUACGCAAAACCUUCCAGUGCAUUUUGAAGUGAUGGUCCCCUGUGUUAUUUAUGGCGUUACUGGUGCUUCUUGGACGCUUGUUAACUCCAUUUGGGUCCACUUACCUUUCUGUCCCAUUUAAUCAUCAGCUGUAAUGUAUUGUUGAAUUUACUUCAGUGAGUAGUUUCAAUAUUGCACGCUCUGCUUUUACGGGUUGUGACAGAAAAAUAAGGUGAAAAUCCAUUAUCCUAGAAAAAGAACAAACACUCACACGUCAUUCGAAUGUAACGCUUUGAUUAGCUGUAAAUAUCGCAAAAAUUGGGAAUGUUUAGUAAUGGAAUCGAAUGCACACUUCUCUAAUGUCAGAUCCGUUUCAUAACAUUUGUUUUGUGAGAUUUCCUCAAAGUUCACUUAAUUCAAUUGUACUUUUAUGUUACAACUGUAUGGCUAGAUCUAGUUAUAUCACUGCCAUCUGGUGCAGCAGGUAGGACUUUCAUGUGGCAUGCAGUAAGUAUGUCAUUCCUGUGUGGUACAAUUUCCUUCUUCUUCUCCUCCCCUGGGUGUCUUCCUGUUUCGGCUGCAAUGUCGUGUCACUUUCAGCGAGGGUUGGUCGUGGCAGUUUGUGCUGAAGCAGUCAGACUCCUUAUGUUUGGAUAGUGUCGAUCUGCGUGUAAAACUUAUCAAUUGUUGGUGCGCUCAAAUGAGCUGGAAAAAUUGCCUGUCUCAGGAUAGAUCAACAGUUUUGUUGAUGUCGGCUAUUUCUUAGUCCUCCAAAAUGAGCAAAAUUAGAAGUUCUGCGUAAUUGAUCAUUUUAGCUAAACUUAAGCUACUGUACAUGUAAUAAAAAUUGUUAUCCUGAGUCUUCUUUAAUAAUGAUGUCCAGCUGAGUGUAGAAUGUUGACACAUUUAGUCAGCUGAUGAUGAUGAGUGAAUGUGGGAUGUGUGUGUGUCUAAUCACUCUAAAAUUAAUAACCAUUUUCCUUCAUCAGUUUCAAAUUCUCAUGUUGUUGUCUACAUUAUUUAUUGUCCAUUGGCUGUCUUAUUUUUGAACAAUUUUUAAUACUUAUGUGCAAAAUGUUCUCAUGCAAAAAUUAAACAAUUGUGAAUAAUUCAA